Messenger RNA from Suillus fuscotomentosus, 1095 nucleotides. RefSeq lists its product as uncharacterized. Lineage: Eukaryota; Fungi; Basidiomycota; Agaricomycetes; Boletales; Suillaceae. The transcript is spliced from 3 exons. The record is from RefSeq and is a predicted model, not a curated record. The coding region runs from base 1 to 1095 and encodes 364 amino acids.
AUGAGAGGCAUGAGUCUCUACAAUGUAUCGAUGAUCCGACUUUUUGGGGCACCUAAUGGUCUUUGUUCCUCCAUAACGGAGUCUAAGCACAUAAAAGCAGUAAAAGAACCCUGGCGCUGCUCUAGCAGGUUCAAGGCACUGGGUCAAAUGUUGCUAACGAACCAGCACCUUGACAAAGUUGCAGCUGCCCAUGCAGAUUUUGAGGCAUGCGGCAUGCUUUGUGGUUCUUGCCUCUCAGAAGCUUUGCGAGAACUUCAAAGAUGUCAUAAUAAUGAUGAAGAUAGUGAGUCGGAUGAUGAUGCAAUGGCUGGCACAACACUUGCAGGUCUCCCUGGGCGCCUGCAAGUUCAUGAACCUCAAAAUCAAUCUGUCGAGGGAGAUGCUGGUGAAGUUCUUGAUGGACCAACUGCGGAAUCUCACAUUGAACUUGGAGUGACACCCCAAUGUGUCCUGAACAUCGAGACACUAGGCCUUCAACUCGACCUUCCACAUUUCCCUGGUAUGAUUCAAGAAUUCCUCCACGACCAGCUCCAUUCGACGAACCCCGACCCUCCCCAUUUUGAUCCUAUGACAGCCCCAAUAUUCUUAGAGAAAGUGACACUUUUUAAUUCUGCCACUGCAACAUUCUAUGUGCCUAGUGAUCUGAGUGGCACUGGAGGCAUGUGCCAUGAGUAUAUCCGGUCAACACCAUCAUGGCGGGGAGGCCCUGCUAGGCAUGAUUGCGUCUUCAUUAACAUGGAUGCUGAUACAGACUCUCCCAUGGGCGGACUUUCAGUUGCGCGGGUGUUGUGCCUUUUCUCAUUCCAAUACCGGACAUCAUACUUUCCUUGUGCCGUUGUCCACUGGUACUCUCACAUACUCGAAAGCCGUGAUCCUGACACGGGUAUGUAUAUUGUCACACCUGGAACAACUGACAAUGGCACUCCAGACAUAUCAAUUGUUCAUAUUGAUUGUGUUUUUUGCGCUGCCCACCUCAUUCCGGUAUACAGCACAAAUUUUAUUGCUUGUACAAUUAGUCCGCACGACUCAUAUGAUACCUUCGACUCAUUUUAUGUUAACAAAUAUGUAGAUCAUCAUGCUUUCGAGAUAGCGUGA